AUGGCUACCGUUAACGUGCAAAGUCCAAACAUUCGCUACAGUGAGUCACUGAUCGAAGCCGACUACGAGUACGAGAAUGUACGCUGUGUCAAGGACGAGAAGACCAACAGCAUCAAGGCCUACCCAAUGAAGUCGGUGAUCACCUUCCGCACCGAGCGCAAGGUUCCCCGAACGGGACUGAUGCUGGUGGGCUGGGGUGGCAACAACGGCACCACCGUCACCGGCGCCAUCAUCGCCAACCGCAAGGGCAUGCAGUUCCGUACAAAGGAGGGCAUUGUCAAGGCUAACUACUUUGGCAGUGUGACCCAGUCCAGUACGGUCCUUCUGGGCAAUGACUCCAACGGCAAGGAGGUCUUCAUUCCCAUGAAGGACGUUGUGCCCAUGGUCAAUCCCAAUGACCUGGUCCUGGACGGCUGGGACAUCAGCUCAAUGAACCUCGCCGAUGCGAUGGAGCGCGCCAAGGUCCUUGACAUUGGCCUUCAGGAGCAGCUGCGUCCGCACAUGGAGCAGUUCGUGCCCCGGAAGGCCAUCUACAACCCUGACUUCAUCGCGGCCAACCAGAGCGACCGUGCCGACAAUGUGUUGACGAUUGAGGACAAGUGGGCUCAGGUGGAGCAGAUCAGGGCUGACAUUCGAGACUUCAAGGCCAAGGAGAAGCUGGACACGGUCAUCGUCCUCUGGACGGCCAACACUGAGCGCUUCUCCAGUGUGGUGGAGGGCGUCCACGACACUGCUGAUAACUUGCUGGCAGCCAUAAAGCGCAAUGAACCUGAACUGGCGCCAUCGGCUCUCUAUGCUGUCGCCUCUAUCUUAGAGAAGACUACUUACAUCAAUGGCUCGCCGCAGAACACCUUUGUUCCCGGUCUGCUGGAGCUGGCUGAGCGCGAGAAGGUCUUCAUCUCCGGUGAUGACUUCAAGUCUGGCCAGACCAAGUUCAAGUCAGUGCUCGUUGACUUCCUGGUCAGUGCGGGCAUUAAGCCCUGCUCCAUUGUCAGCUACAACCACCUGGGCAACAAUGACGGCUACAAUCUGUCGGCGCCGCAGCAGUUCCGCAGCAAGGAAAUCUCAAAGUCAAACGUCGUCGAUGACAUGGUCAACUCGAACCAGGUGCUGUACGGCCAGGGCCAGUCCCACCCCGACCACACCGUGGUCAUCAAGUACGUCCCCUAUGUGGGCGACUCAAAGCGAGCCCUCGAUGAGUACAUCAGCGAGCUGAUGCUCGGCGGCCGAAACACCAUCGUCGUGCACAACACCUGUGAAGACUCACUGCUCGCCUCGCCCAUCAUCAUCGACUUGGCCAUUCUCGCUGAGCUCUGCACUCGAGUGACCUUCCGCGUGAACAAUGCCAACGCCGAGACGGACUUUCAGCCAUUCAAUUCGGUGCUCUCGGUGCUGUCGUACCUGUGCAAGGCCCCGCUGGUGGAGCGAGGUGCGAACGUGGUGAAUGCCCUUUUCAAGCAGCGCUCCUGCAUUGAGAACAUGCUGCGGGCGUUCAUCGCCCUGCCGCCGAACAACAACCUGGACUUCUACUUCAAGUGCUCCGACCGUAGCCAGUGGUACGAGGAGCUAAAGCAGCCCAUCCUCAAGACUCAGAGUCUGGAGAAGCCCAUUGCUCCCAUCAAUGGCGUCAUGAGUGGUCACUAA
This is a messenger RNA of Rhagoletis zephyria (snowberry fruit fly), 1644 nucleotides long. Lineage: Eukaryota; Metazoa; Arthropoda; Insecta; Diptera; Tephritidae. The record is from RefSeq and is a predicted model, not a curated record.